Cladophialophora bantiana CBS 173.52 is the source of this 1083-nucleotide messenger RNA. RefSeq lists its product as uncharacterized. The record is from RefSeq and is a predicted model, not a curated record. NCBI's taxonomy places the organism in Eukaryota, Fungi, Ascomycota, Eurotiomycetes, Chaetothyriales, Herpotrichiellaceae. Gene Ontology annotation, biological process: phosphatidylethanolamine biosynthetic process. The coding region runs from base 1 to 1083 and encodes 360 amino acids. Gene Ontology annotation, molecular function: phosphatidylserine decarboxylase activity. The transcript is spliced from 2 exons. Gene Ontology annotation, cellular component: mitochondrion.
AUGUUUGAGCAAGUCCCCAACAAGGAGCCCUACAACAACGAUCCGCGGGGACAAGGCCAUCCCCAAGUCCGCGACUACGUUCACAUGAUUCAUGUCAUCAACCACAUUUUGACCUCCCCGCCGUCCUGGUCCGAGGGCUCGGCUCGCGUUGGGCUGGUCGGUCUUCCAUUUAACGCGCUAUUUGACUGGCCCAUGGGAACAGCCUCGGGAUAUGCAAUGUUUCUUGAUCCGGACGUUAACAAGAUGCUGAAGAAGGUCCUCAAUGCUUGGGGGGAUUUCCUCUGCUCCCCAGAGUCGGCCAGGGUUUUGGAGACGGACGCGCGAGGAAGUUGGUUUAGUCCGCAUGGCCAGCAGGAGCUCACCGUGACGGCGAAUGUGGGAAAGACAAGCUACAAAUUCGAGGAAUUGUUCCAGUGCGAACCAUCAGCACCACACAUGGGCUACAAGUUAUGGGACGACAAUGUGAUUACAAACGCGUGCAAAUCAAAGACCUUCAAGGUGGCGCGCAACGUCAAGGCCCGAGACCAUUUCUGGCUGAAGGGACAGCCAUAUUCGGUCAUCAACAUGUUAGCACAGGAUGCCUGGACGGAGCAAUUUGUUGGUGGCACGGUAUACCAGGCGUUCCUCAGCGCAUUGAGCUAUCAUCGGUGGCAUGCGCCGGUGUCUGGUAAAUUGGUCAAAGCAUACCUGGUCGUAGGAACAUACUACUCAGAACCUUUGUUCGAAGACUUCCAAGUCGACACGUCGGCGGACCCCGAAGGGGAAGUGACCAGUCAAGGCUAUUUGACAGCCACAGCCACACGGGCAAUCAUGUUUUUUGAAGCGGACAAUCCGGCUAUUGGGCUCAUGGCAUUCCUGGGGAUUGGCAUGUGCGAAGUGUCGACUUGCGAAAUGACGGUCAGGGAGGGACAGCACGUCAGCAAGGGCGAUGAGAUUGGCAUGUUCCAUUUCGGAGGCUCGACUCAUUGUUUAAUGUUUCGGAAGGGCGGCGAUGUUGAAGGGUUUCCGGAGCCACAUCCCGAGCACAACAUUGCGGUGCGAAAUGAACUGGCAAGGGUGAAGGCGAAGUCGACAUCGACAUGA